This is a messenger RNA of Glycine soja, 6559 nucleotides long. RefSeq names its product DNA glycosylase/AP lyase ROS1-like. The record is from RefSeq and is a predicted model, not a curated record. Gene Ontology annotation, biological process: base-excision repair. Gene Ontology annotation, molecular function: DNA demethylase activity; DNA N-glycosylase activity; 4 iron, 4 sulfur cluster binding. The transcript is spliced from 20 exons. Bases 766 to 6225 code for a protein of 1819 amino acids. Lineage: Eukaryota; Viridiplantae; Streptophyta; Magnoliopsida; Fabales; Fabaceae.
CUCAAUUAAGAUUAGGGUGUCCCAAACUAACAUGUUUCUAUUCUUACUAUUAUUAUUAUUUUAAGUUAUUAUAAUCUAUCGUUUUCUCUUGUCCACCCACAAAGUUGUUUCUCUCUCUAAAAGACUCACUCUGUUUCCAUUCCGGCAUUGACUGCCUAAACCUCAAGUCUUGUGAGGCGCUCACACAGAUCGGUGAGCUGAGCUGCAAAAGAAAAUCAUUUUUUUAAUACCAUUUUGUAUUCAUGUUUUACUUAGUAUUCAAUGAACAAAAUCAAGACAAGUUUUUUUACGUGUAUCCUUUUCAUUUCAAAGAUUCUCAAGAUUCUGUUUUAUCAUCGCCAAUUGUGACAAAAUCCCAUGUAUUUAAACCGGAUUUGAUCAGUCAAUAUAGUCAGAUUUACAGCCACUCAUAAAAUUCUUCUUUUGGUAUUGCGUGCUGGAUACAUGCGCUUCUGCCUUUAGUUUCCAUUUGUUACUCAGCAAUUCCAUGUUGAAGACAUUCAUUUCAGCAUUUAAAGCAGGCCAUUCACGCAUGAGGGGAGUUUUUAUUUCUAUUCUUUAAUAUGUUGUAAUGUUGCAGUAGCUAUGGUGAGGAAUGUGUUGGAAGGGAUUUUGGCAGGUUGGGAUUAGGCAAUGGGUUAAAACUAAAAAUUCUAUCAAUACUUCGAGAUUUCUAUUAUUCAGGACAAAUCUAGCAAAGCAAGAAUACAGUUUCGUAUUACUGCUGAAGCUGCUGUAGUAGUUGUAGCUUUGAAAUUUAUUCAGAUGGGUGAGCAACCACAUAACAGGCUUUCAAUGAUGAACUUUGGAAAACAACUUUUAGGCCAAGAUGAGAGACAACUUGAAAUGAACAAUACAUGGGUACCCAUCCCCACUGAGAAGCUCGUUCAACUAACAUCUAAUACACCAUCAGACUGGCCAGUGAACCAAAUGAGAAGGCCAAAUUAUCAAGAAAUUCGUCUACCUGGAAGUGAUUACAUGAAAGAGAAGUCGCUGCAUUAUUACCCAGGACCAAAUCAGAAUCUCCCUCUGAUAGGACAAACAAGUCAAACUGGAGAGAACAAAACAUUUGAUGGCCACUUGAUGAAUAGAAACAGUGUUCUAGAUCACAUUCCAGGAUCCUACACUCAGCCAUGGCACUAUGAGAGCAAUGGAUCAAACAGUAAUACCUUGGAACAACUGCUCAAGAAGAACAUAUCUAAUAUAGAUUCUGCUAACAGGAAUUUGGAUGCGAACAAUAACAUGGCAGCAAGAAAUCCAUUGCUAUCAAUGUUUUAUCCUCAGGCUAGCAGCAAUGUGAGUGAUCCCUAUGCAGGUGUACAACGAGGCAAUAUUCAUUCAGCUUCAGACAUUGUGUUCAAAGAAGCAAAUAGACUUCUGUUUCCAAAUAAGAAUUCUGAAAUUGGUGGCAGUAAAUCAAACAGCUUGCUCAACAAUGACAUUCAUUGUUCAGUCCCAAACCAACUGGAGGGCUUCUUCUCUGAGAUAACCUAUGGUGAUUCUUACCACAAUUAUAAUCUGAACUAUGUGCCAAUAGCUGAAGCUGGUGUCACUGCUAGUUUUACCAACUCUCUCCAAUCGGUACCAAAAAUGAUGGAUCAACUCAAAUUUGUGGACAACCAGUUUUUUACAAUACCAGAUUACAUGAUAGCUGAAAGCACAAGUCAGGAGAAAGACAAACAAAAAACCUCAGUUUCUGCAACAGAGAAUGAAUUUCAGGAACAUUGCGUUGGGCUUCUACAGCAAAUUGUUGAUUCAUCACCUGCAGCAAUUUCUACAACAUAUGGGGAUCAAAAGGGUUCUGACAACAUCUGUGGCAAGGGAAGUGACCUGGGUUUUGACCUGAACAAGACACCUGAGCAGAAAGCACCCCAACGAAGAAAGCAUAGACCAAAAGUAAUUAAAGAGGCCAAGCCGAAAAGCACUCGAAAGCCUGCAACUCAAAAGACACAGAUGAAGGAGAAUCCGCACAAAAAGAGGAAGUAUGUCCGAAAAACUGCAGCAACACCACAGACCAAUGUUACAGAAGAAAGUGUUGAUUCUAUUGUUGCAACUAAAAAAUCCUGCAGAAGAGCUCUAAAUUUUGACUUGGAACAUAAUAAAUAUGCAAGCCAAAGCACAAUAAGUUGCCAGCAGGAGAUCGACCAUAGAAAUGAGAAAGCUUUCAAUACCACUUCAGACCACAAGGCCAAAGAACCAAAAAACACAGAUGAUAAUACACUUCUACUGCAUGAAAAGCAAGCUAAUAAUUUCCAGUCAGAAAGAAAAUUAAUCACAGCCUUGUCAGAAACUACAGAAGAGCCACAGAUAGCAAAAUUUCCUGCCACUGAGGAAGGUCCAGCUCUGGAAAAUUCUGAUUUGUGCCAGGAAGGAAAUAAUGGAAGUACGCAUCAAUAUAUUCAAACAAAGGAAAUUGACAACAUCCUCUAUCAAUCAGAAACAUGUUUUGAAAACUCUCAGAAGACCGGGGAACCAAUUUGUCAGAAUACCCUUCAGUUGGUGCCUAACAUCCUCUCCAAUUCCAUUGAAGCAGCAAAGGGUUCCAAGAGAAAAUAUCGCAAAAGAACUCAGAAGCAACAUGACUCGGCCACAAAUUCACAUGAUACUUCCUUGUGCCAAGAGACUUUACAAGCAAAUGAAAAUUUCAGAGGUGCAACUCCUGCCGAAGAUGUCAUUAAAAAACAGAAGAUUAAAAAAACUCAAAAUAGACGCAAUGCAAAAGUCAGUGGAAGGUCUUCCAGCCAAAUAAUGUCUAAAGAGAAUCCCCAGAACGCAAGAACAAAAGACAAAAAUGGAUUUCAAACACAGUCUAAUGAAGAAAUACCAGAUAUAAGUAUUGAAAGUAAUAGAUUUGUGGAGCAGCAAAACAAUGGAGCCAGCACUGGUGAAUGCUUUGCUAUCUCAGAGGAACCACACCAGAUAUACUCUAAUCUGAUAGAUGAGAUAAUUUGUCAACUGAAUGAUCUCAAACUUGGGGAGAGCAACAUGACAGAGAUGGAAGGACAAAAGGCCCUAGUCCCAUAUAAUGGAGAUCGUUCAGUUGUACCCUAUCAGGAGUUUGAAUUACUUAAAAAACAUAAACCAAGGCCUAAAGUGGAUCUUGAUGCAGAAACAGAGAGAACCUGGAAACUAUUGAUGGGCAAAGGAGGAAGUGAAGGCCUUGAAGGAACUGACAAGGAAAAAGAGAAGUGGUGGGACGAAGAAAGAAAUGUUUUUCACGGACGAGUUGAUUCCUUCAUUGCACGGAUGCAUCUUAUUCAAGGAGAUAGACGCUUUUCAAAGUGGAAAGGAUCUGUUGUUGACUCGGUGAUAGGUGUUUUCCUCACUCAGAAUGUUUCAGACCAUCUUUCAAGCUCUGCCUUUAUGUCUCUAGCAUCAAGGUUUCCUCUUCAGUCAAAAAGCAGCAAGAAAUCAUAUGAUGUUGACACAAACACAUUGCUUAAAGAAGCAGGACUCUGCAUAGUAAAUCCAGCUGAUACAAUAACACCAUAUGGAUCUGGGACAUUAAAUCAACCAACCUAUCAUCUUUGCUUUGAGACACCCCAUCAUGCAAGAGAGCUUUGGAGAGACAGUGAAACUUCAAGGCCAAAAGGGAGCCUAAUAAAGCCAAAUAAUCAGAGCUCAGAGGAAGAAUUUUUAUCACCACAAGAUUCUCUUGAUUCCUCAAUUACUCAAGAUGCCAGAAAUAGAUCUUCCUCAGGAUCCAAUUCAGAAUCAGAAGGACUGGACUGCAGGUGUGAACAUAGAGAGACUCAGUUUUUAACUGCAAUUAAUUCUUUACAGGUAGGAAAGACCACUAUGUUCCAGGAAUUUUACAACAGUAUAAAUGGAGUGUCACUGUUUGAGGAGAGAAAUAAAGAUGGACAGCUGCAUCCAGAAGAAUAUGUGAAACAAAAUUGUAGCAUAGGCAGAAACAGUAGUCCCAAUAUCUGCUCAGCAUUUAGUCAUCCUAACAACUUUGCUUAUCCACCAAAGCAACUACCUGUAGUUCCUUCAACUGACUAUAGGCUAUAUUACUCAGACACACAAGGGCUGAAGACUUUUCAAAUGAAUGGUGGAAAGUUUUCUUGGACUGAAACUGUUUCUGUUCACAGUGAGUUACAGGACAACAAUUCUGGCAAUAGGAAAGUGGGAGAUAGUGCAGAUAAACCCACAGAGAUGCAAUAUGCAAAUGGAACACUAGGGUCUCCAGAGAUACCAACAAUUGACCCUUAUGGACCAUUAAGCAAGUAUUUAGUCCUUCCACAUGAUACUUCUCAAUUUGGAUCUCAUACAAAUUACAAUCAACCUUCACCUAAUCAUCAUCUUGUAGGUCAGAAAUCCUUAGAAUCAGAAAGUAGGGAAUUUACAAACUCAUUAAAUACGUCUCAUAUAUUGGACAGAUGUCAAGAUGAUGUAGUUAAGGAUAGCGGCAAUAUUCCUAAGCAUGCAGAAGGUCUUGACAGUGAAAAAAUAUCUGCAGCAAACAGCCAGGGAUGCUCAGAAAAUAGUAGGGCUGAAUCAAAUCCUUUGAAGCAAGUUUAUUCUCCCAACUCUAUCGAUAAAAAGAGCAAAAUCAAGGUUUCAAAAGAAAGGAAAGCAAAACCUGAGACUGAGAAAAAGCAUGCAAGUGACUGGGACAAACUAAGAAAGGAGGUACAGAUAAAUAGAAUAGAGAAAGAAAGAAGCACGGAUACAAUGGAUUCACUGGACUAUGAAGCAAUAAGAUGUGCCUCUGUUAAAGAGAUAUCUAAAACCAUUAAAGAGCGAGGGAUGAACAACAUGCUAGCAGAACGAAUCAAAGAAUUCCUGAACAGAUUGGUUACAGAACAUGGAAGCAUUGAUCUUGAAUGGUUAAGGCAUGUUCCCCAAGAUAAAGCAAAGGACUAUCUGCUUAGCUUUCGAGGAUUGGGGUUAAAAAGUGUGGAAUGUGUACGGCUUCUGACACUUCAUCAUAUUGCUUUCCCAGUUGACACCAAUGUUGGAAGGAUAGCUGUUAGACUUGGAUGGGUCCCUCUCCAACCACUUCCUGAAGCACUUCAGUUACACCUCCUUGAACUGUAUCCAGUGCUGGAAACAGUUCAGAAGUAUCUCUGGCCCAGAUUGUGUAAACUCGACCAAAGAACCUUGUAUGAACUGCACUACCAGAUGAUUACAUUUGGGAAGGUUUUCUGCACAAAGAAAAAACCAAAUUGCAAUGCAUGCCCAAUGCGAGCAGAGUGCAGGCACUUUGCAAGUGCUUUUGCAAGUGCACGGCUUGCCUUGCCUGGACCAGAAGAGAAGCGCAUCGUAAGUAUGCAUGUUCCCAUUGCAACUGAGAGAAACUAUUUUGUCAAUGAGAACCCCAUGGUCCUACCUCUCCUUGAGAACAACUUGAGCAGACAAGUAAAUCCUGAAAGUUGGCAGUGUGAACCAAUCAUUGAAGAACCAGCAACACCAGAAAGAGAGUGGAAAGAGGCAGAAGAAAGUGACAUGGAGGACUUUUUAAAGGUGGAUUCUGAUGAAAUUCUUUCCAUUGACCUCAAUGCCAAAGAGUCAACAGUGAAUGUACAGAACCACUUGCAAGAAUACAAGGAGCAUAAUGAAGGUGACAUGUCUAAGGCACUUGUGGCCUUGAAUCCACAGUCUGCUUCUAUCCCUACACCAAAACUGAAGAACGUCAGUCGGCUAAGAACUGAACACCAAGUAUAUGAACUUCCAGAUUCACAUCCUCUCUUGGAAAAGAUGGAUAAACGGGAACCUGAUGACCCAAGCCCAUAUCUUCUUGCAAUAUGGACACCAGGAGAGACUCCAAAUUCUGUUGAACCACCAGAAAGAAGAUGUGAAUCCCAAGACUCAGCCAACCUGUGCAAUGAUAGCACAUGUUUUUCAUGCAACAGCAUUAGGGAAGCUAAUUCACAAACAGUUAGAGGAACAAUUCUGAUACCUUGUAGGACAGCAACUAGGGGAAGCUUUCCACUGAAUGGAACUUACUUUCAAGUUAAUGAGCUAUUUGCGGAUCAUGCAUCAAGCGUUCAACCUAUUGAUAUUCCUAGGGAAUGGAUAUGGAAUUUGCCAAGGAGGACAGCAUACUUUGGGACCUCUGUAUCAUCUAUUUUCAAAGGCCUUUCCACCCAACAAAUUCAGCAUUGCUUUUGGAGAGGAUUUGUUUGUGUCAGGGGAUUUGAUCAAAAGGAACGUGCACCACGACCUCUUCAGGCCAGAUUGCAUUUUUCAGCAAGCAGGUUAGCAAAGGCAGAAAAAUGAUAACAAGAAUAAUGGGACAUGUUGCUGAGAUAUUUACCAAUAAAAGCUAAUAUUGAAGAUCCAACUUUGUAAGAUCUAAGGUGAUUGCUGCCCGAGUGACAGGAGAUCUGAUAUGAAAAAAAUAUACAGCAUGUUACAAAGAAAGUAGAAGAAUCUUCAGUUUAGGAUAUGAAAUCCCAUAAGUGGGAUUGACCUGUAAAUCAUCUCUAUUCAAGCAUGAAACAGUCAUUCAUUUUAUUAAAAUCAACUGUAACUAUUGCAUUAUUAUCAAUAGAAGUAGUCACUGAAAAUGAACAGAAAUUGCAGAAUUCAAUCAAAAAAGUUUAUUAUUGCA